CCCGCAGUCUCCGCUCUAGAAACCAAGAGAGUAAGGUUUUCUGGAACAGCCGGUUUCGAUAAGCACGGAAAUGCGUUUCGUGCUGGAAGCUCCAACACGACACAGUACGUUGGUCCCCCAAGUCCUGAUAUUGAUAGUGCUUGGGAAAGUUUAAUCGCUGGGCGAUACUUCACCAUUACCGAAAAGGAGGCUCAACAGUAUUUCGGAACUGAAUACACUCAAUAUUAUAAAGACCCCAAAAUGGGUUUAGAUGUCUUGCAUACUUUACAUUGUCUGAACAUACUUCGAAAGGCUCUUUAUCCCGAAUACUACGUCAGGCAUCAUUCGAAUUCCACAUUUGGUAGAUAUCAUCUCGAACAUUGUGUCGAUAUUAUCCGGCAAUCGAUUCAAUGCCAUAGCGACAUAACUCCUAUCCCCUUGCGAUGGUUUAGUAGUGUUAAUACCACAUUUAUCGAUUCUGACCAGGUACACACGUGCAAGAACUUCCAAAAGGUACGAGAGUGGGCUACGGAAAGGUUCAAUGGUAGCUUAGCUGUAUACAAAAAAACCUACGACGGCCAUUUCUAG
Molecule: messenger RNA, 567 nt
Organism: Didymella exigua CBS 183.55
Lineage: Eukaryota; Fungi; Ascomycota; Dothideomycetes; Pleosporales; Didymellaceae
Exons: 5
Biological process (GO): mycotoxin biosynthetic process
Source: RefSeq, a predicted model, not a curated record